Sclerotinia borealis F-4128 is the source of this 807-nucleotide messenger RNA. NCBI's taxonomy places the organism in Eukaryota, Fungi, Ascomycota, Leotiomycetes, Helotiales, Sclerotiniaceae. The record is from the annotation of a GenBank genome assembly.
AUGGCGCAUGUUAAUAAGGAUAAAGAUACGACCGUCAAUAUUCUUGAGAAGAAGCGAAGCCUUUCUCCAGCUACAACAGAGGAGGUACGUGUUGUCGGUAUCUCUGAAUAUGAGGGAGCGGCCCAGUGUCUCGCUGAAGCAUUCGCUACGGACGAAGUAGCCAGAUACUUUGUUGAUACCGAUGACAUGAGUUCCUACUCUGAGGACCACAAGUGGAAACUGCAUUGCGACAUCAUCAAGUACAUGACCGCUGCCCAUUGCUACAAAGGUCUAGUGACGACCAUUGGUCCAAACUACGACGCAGUCGCUCUAUGGAUGCCCCCCGGCCAAGACAUGGACGACUGGCUCACCUUUUUCCGCAGCGGCCUCUGGAAACUCUACUUCCGCCUCUCCCCCGAAGGCCGCACGCGCUUCUACGACGAAUUUAUGCCCCUACUACACUCCACCAUCGACGACGUCAUGGGCGAUCGCCGCCACAAUUUCUACUACCUCGUCUAUCUAGGCAGCAAACCCAGCGCCCGAGGAAAAGGCUACGCGAAGAAAUUAAUUCAACACAUGACGGCGCGAGCGGAUCGUGAAAAUCGUCCCACGUAUUUAGAGUCGAGUGCGGAGGUCAAUUUGGAGUAUUAUCGUAAGUUGGGCUUUGAGUGGAAGAUGGAUGUUAGGAUGGAGAGGGCGAGGGCGCCGGUGAAGAUGCAGAUUAUGGUGAGGGAGCCGAGGUUUGGGGGGAAGAGCUCGAAGGGGAUGGAGAUGGGGAUGGGGAAGGGGGAGGGGAAGGAGAAUGGAGAGGUUAGGAUGAUUGGUUGA